AUGAUAAGAAUCCCAACUAGACCAAAAGCUUCCUAUGGUAACAAGAGAGAAGAUAACUUAACUUCAACCAAUGAUCAAGGAAAUAAACGUCCUUGUAACAGAGAUAGAUCACCAUCAGCAAAAUCUUCACCGAAUUUGUCCUCUUCAUCACGUUCUUCGUCAACAUCAUCAAAUUCAUCAUCAACGUCAAAUUCAUCAUCAACUUCAUCAAGUACUAACACUUCAUCAUCAACAAGUGAAAUGGAAGACCUUGAAAGCACUGUAAUUGAUUUGCAGUUGAGUGAAACAAGUAAUGAAGACAUACACGUUGAAAGGGAGAAAUUGAAAAAACAAAGGGAAGAAGACAGGAAGAGAAGGGAAGAGGAAGAGAAAGAAAGGAAACGGAUUGAGGAAGAAAUUAGGAAAGAAGAAAUAGAAUUAGAGAUGGAAGAAAAGAGAAAAAAUGAACAGAAAAAGAAAGAUGAAAUGAAGAAGAAAGAAGAGAUGGAGGCACAGAGAAAGAAAGAAGAAAUGAGAAAAAUUGAGGAAAAAAGACAGCAAGAGAAAAAGGAAGCACAGAAUGAGGAAGAAUUGAGAAAUAGUGAGAUAGAAGAACAACGGAAAAAAGAGGAGGAAAUGAAGAAGAUAGAAGAGGAGAAAGAGAAAGCAAGAAAGAAAGAGGAGGAAAUGAAGAAGAUAGAAGCAGAGAAACAAAGAAAGAAUGAGGAGGAGAGGAAGAUACGAGAAGAGGAGAAAGAAAGAAAGAAAGAAAGAGGAGGAAAUGAAGAAGAAAGAAGAGGAGAAAAAGGAUGAACAAAGAAGGAAUGAAAAAAAGAAAGAACAAGAGAAGAAAAAUGAAGAAGAAAUUAAUAAAACAGAAAAGAAACGAUUGGAUGACAGACAAAGAGAGAACAAAAAGAAACUAAAUAAAGCUGAAAUGAUAAGAAAUUACCAACAAAAAAGAAUUAGACUGAAUGUAUCUGGAAAGAUAUACGAAACAACAACCACUACACUGAAGGCAUCUGCAGGAGUUUUAAGU
Molecule: messenger RNA, 1018 nt
Organism: Mercenaria mercenaria
Lineage: Eukaryota; Metazoa; Mollusca; Bivalvia; Venerida; Veneridae
Exons: 1
Coding region: 1-792 (263 amino acids)
Source: RefSeq, a predicted model, not a curated record